This is a messenger RNA of Mytilus trossulus (common blue mussel), 1195 nucleotides long. RefSeq lists its product as uncharacterized. Gene Ontology annotation, molecular function: signaling receptor activity. The coding region runs from base 124 to 834 and encodes 236 amino acids. The record is from RefSeq and is a predicted model, not a curated record. The transcript is spliced from 3 exons. Lineage: Eukaryota; Metazoa; Mollusca; Bivalvia; Mytilida; Mytilidae.
UCAUUGUGAUUCACCAGUAAGUACGAGAUGAACAUCCUCUGUCAGUGACAAUGUUACGACAUAUUUAUACGUACGUGUGCUUCAAUUAAAUUGUUUAGUUGUACUUAAUUUACCUUGCAUGUCAUGGAUAGCCCUUACUAUAACGUUAACUCUGUUCGCGGUAAAAAUUUGAAAGGACCCCGUGGAGUUACUGCAGAGCAGGUUAAUCAAUAUGAAAGUUUAAAACGUGGUAUAGAUAAUAAUAUUGACACUUAUGAUGAUCUACAAUUAAAAAAAGACAACUUACAUGUCAAGGAAUUGAAAUCAAACAAAAAAUAUUGGUUGUGCUGUUUACUGGGAUUAUUUAUUGGAUGCUGUGUUGCAAGUUCUGUGUUUUUGGCUGUUAUAUUGACUAGAAAUAAUAAUGAAUGUAUGGCAUUAAGCGACAGGUGUCCUGUUUCCAAUGGUUACAUAUUGUAUGCUGAUUUAUGUUUUUGCUUUAAGUACAUUAACACAGAGUUACGGUAUGAUAAUGCCACGAUGCAAUGUUUGUUCGAUGGAGCUGAGCUAGCAAGAAUAGACACAGAAGUCUUACAAAAAAGAAUGGAAACAUAUCUAGACACAGUUGACAACGGUGAAGUGUGGAUUCAAGGUUUGUUAGACAACACUAGUGGAACAUCUGUUUGGAAAUAUAACGAUGGAACGGAAAUGACGUAUUUUAAUUGGAACUCAGCAUUAAACCAACCGCAACUCACGCCUGGUGAAAUAUACGUGCUAAUUAGGAAAUCACAGGGAUAUAGGUGGCACGAUGGACAUGCAUUUGCUCGUCUGGGAACAUUGUGUCAAAUUGUAUAACAUUUUACUUACCGUAAAUUAUUGAGAACAGUGUCAAACUUGUAUACACAUUUAAACUAUAAUAGAUUGAAAUCAAUAUUGUAAAAUCCAUGAAAUGUUUGGUGGUUAUAAAUGCCUUGUAUCUGGUUUAUAAAUCUGACCAAACAUACGGAAAAGUGACAAUAAAAUGUUACGCAAAUGAACACAUACCAGAAUAUGACUAAGACACAUAAAGUAUUUAAACACCUCUUGAAUUUAUAUUGAUAGACAAUUGGAAACUAGGACAUACAAUAAACACAAAUAAUUUUUCCUAUUGUAAACUUCAUGUUUUAGCAGUUCUAUUUCAUUAAAAAUGUCGGAAGUUUACAAUAGAUUUGACAUU